Myiozetetes cayanensis is the source of this 9635-nucleotide messenger RNA. Its product is annotated as KIAA1328 ortholog. Bases 1 to 1932 code for a protein of 643 amino acids. The transcript is spliced from 11 exons. NCBI's taxonomy places the organism in Eukaryota, Metazoa, Chordata, Aves, Passeriformes, Tyrannidae. The record is from RefSeq and is a predicted model, not a curated record.
AUGGGCGGCGAGCGGCGGGGGGGGCGGCGGGGCUGCGCGGGGAGUGGCGGCUGUUUCAAUAUGGCGGCGGCGGCCGCCGGUGAGGGUGGGGGUGCUCGCUGGAGUCGCGGCUGUGGCCUUUCUGAUGAAGAAGAGCCAAUGGCACCUGUUACAGGAGUGUCUACAAAAGAAAAUUUAAAAACAAGGUGUUUGCCAAAAUAUCAAACAAGUCAAACUGAACCCAAGGUGCCUGUAGCUGUUGCUUCUGUUUCCAUGGAUCUGGACAGAAGUGCAGGAGAUCUGACAGGGCAGCAGGUCACUAAUGAAGGAGGAAUGAAGAGUGCUUCUUUAAAGGAUUUGUGUCCUGAGGACAAGAGACGCAUUGCAAACUUAAUUAAAGAACUUGCCAGGGUAAGUGAAGAAAAAGAGGUGACAGAAGAACGGCUGAAAGCUGAACAGGAAUCAUUUGAGAAGAAGAUCAGACAGCUAGAGGAACAGAAUGAACUUAUCAUCAAGGAAAGGGAAGCUCUGCAGCAGCAGUACAGAGAAUGCCAAGAACUUCUGAGUCUUUAUCAGAAGUACCUAGCUGAGCAGCAGGAAAAAUUAUCACACUCCCUUUCUGAACUCAGUGCUGCCAAGGAGAAGGAGCAGAAGGUAUCCAGUAAGAAGAUUUCGUGCAAGCAGCCAUCUCUUGAGCUAGAUGGUUCCUUCCUGGAUGUUGGGGGACAUUGGACUCUUCAUAAGAACUGCAGAGCACCAAAGGCUGGAAGCCCGACCCGUGUUGCAUUGUCUCAGCCUUGCAGGAAUAACCCCCGUUACAGGACUGAAAUCCAUUGCAACCAUCAGGAGUGUCUGAAGGAAUAUCUGAUGGAAAAUGACUUGCACAGAAAGUGUAACAACACUGUGAUUUCCCCAGCCAAGCAGAGGAGCCCUCACCAUGUAAAACAAGCUCAGGAGAUGGACCAGAAGGCAAAUGAGUUUCAGAGCACGUGCCCUCAGCAAGUGAGUCAUGGUUGUGCCUGCAGGCAUGUAGGGAGCUCAGGGAACAUGGAAGAGAACCUCUGUGUCAACCAGGUACUUAGAAAACACUCUGGGCCAGUACACAAAACCUGUGAUCAUUCCAGGCACUCUCGAGGUUUUGGGCAGAAUCACAGCGCGGACUCAGGGCCUAAGGAAACAGAGCUGGCUAAAAGACUGCAUGAAGAAAGAAGGCAGAGGCUGCUUCUGCAAAAAAUGGAGCUGGAAAUUGAAAAGGAACGACUCCAACAUUUAUUGACUCAACAAGAAGCAAAACUGCUCCUAAAACAGCAGCAACUACACCAAUCCCGUAUGGAUUAUAACAGGAUUAGAGGCCACGUCCCUGGCUCAGAGGAUGUGCCCAUCGCUGAAGCGCCCGGAGAACUUGCUCUGAUGAUGAACGGCAACAGCAUGGGGCUGAGUGUCCCCAUGUUGAAACAUGAAGAUUAUUUACUGAGGACACCUCCAGUGAGCAAGAACUCCAGAACACCAGGGAGCAGUCGUGGGAGCAGUUCGGGAAAGAAAAUGGUUGGUUUUGGUGCAAACGUGGAAGAUGGGCAAACCCUUCUGAUGCAGACCAGGAGGGAAGGCACCCAGUCCAGGAAAGGGACAACUUCGGGACCUAGGAAUGAUGCAACCACAUCUCCUGGGUUGAUGGGCAGCAGCAAAGCGCUUGCAACCACAGCCCUAUCACCGAUCCAGCAUGACACUUCGCGGUACGAAGCCUGUCUUCUGGACCUGGUUGAAGCGAUGAGUCCGAUAUCUGCCCCGGGACACCCCAGCAGAGAAUCUCACGACAGGAGCAAAGCGCACACGCCUCGCCGUGCGAGCCGCAGGCUGUCGUCGUCGUCCUGGUACCAGAGCCCUGGCAGCUCCAGGAGCAGAGCAGAGGAGAUGGAGGAGAGCCGGCUCCUCGAGGAGAUUUUCUUCAUUUGACACAACUCGUUGGUCUACAGCCAGUUUUUAAAUUAUUUGAGUGACAACUGCUUGUUUUCCCUCUUCUAAAACACAGCUAAUCAUCAUCCAGUUUCAUUUUGGAUUUAGUAAUCAUGAUGCAAGUACAUUGUUGGGGUAGGCCAAUCAGAAAGCGUUAACUUUUUUUUCUAAACCUUUCGUGUGCCAAGUAAUCAAUUUAAAAUAGAAUUUUUUUUAAUCUACAACAUUUUCUAAUAGAUUGAAGUCACAGUUUUGCCAGCCUCAUAUCGGAAGUAUAUUUCAUUAUCGAUUUUUUGGCUCUAAAGCAGUUUGCAAGAACUGCCUAACAUUCAAGAACCAGCAUGUUCGAAGUAGAUUAUUUUCUAAUUAAACAAGUCUGUUUAAAACCUGGCAUAUUAUAAAGGUACAAGCACUUUAUUACUUUUUCACUGAUUUUUAUUAUCUACUUUUUUUUCAACAUUCUGAUAUUUAACGUGGUGAGUUUUUAGGGGAUAUAUCGUAAGCUCAACUCUACAGUGUCUGAUAAUGUUAAUAGAUGAUGUUGCAGGUUGAUGUACUAGGCACCCGUUUGAAUUAUAUUCCUCUUUAAAUCUGUGCUAUUUGAGAGAGUUUAUGUGCUUGGUAACCUAACCCUGAAAUAGCAGAACAGAGUCAGACACUGUAGAGGUCCAAAACCUAUUUGAUGUACUUUCCAAGAUGAAAUACAUAGUAGUUGUAGUAUAAGAGCAGUCUUAAGACAUUUUCACUAACUUGCACUAUUUUGAUCCUGUAUCCAGGCUCCUUUGUAAAUAAGACAAAUCAGUAAUUAUUUCCACUAGCGGCUCGCAAAGCACAUUUUCCUGCCGGCUUUAAUUAUUCAUGCUGUAUCUAUUUCAGUUUAUUUAAAUGCACUUCCAUCUACUGCAUGUACUUGGUUAUUUAAAGAAAUGUGCCGAAUUGGUAAAAAUGACUGCAGAUUACAGGAUUAAUGGUCAUUUUCUCCACAAUGCAGUGUUCAUAUUUUAUUGUAACAGUAGCCACCGGCAUGUGUUCCUAGAAAUAUGAGGCUAAAAUACUCAUUUUGCACAGUAAAAUUGCAGCGAGGGAAAGGUAGAAUUGAGCCAGCGCGGGCAAGUUCUAGGCCAUUUGCUCCCAAACACCGCUUCCUGGGCCAGUACCGCUAUUCAGACGGUCUCUUUAGGCAACCCUGCUUAUCUUAAUGGCAGGGAGUUGCUGUGCUGAUCCUUGGGGUCUGGCUGCUGCCUGCCUCCCUCACGCUGCCUCCUGUGCGAUGAUCGGUGCUCUGCGAGGAGCUCACAAGGCUCAGGAGCACGACAAGAGCGUUGGUGCAGCUGCCCCUGGCAGCACUGUGCUCUCACGGCAACGAAACAGAAGGAGGAUGAAGGGGAAGAAGAAACCUCAGGUUAACUCUGGGCCGCUUCGCUCAGGCCCAGUUCUUAAUCACCAGUUAGGUGAUCCUGGUUUUGCGCAUCCCAGCUGAAUUUUAAAAGCUGCUUGGAGGAGUUUAAAGGAGGGAAGCAGCAUUGCUGGACCAGAAAAUUACUACUGUGGAAAGCCCCUGUGUGGUCUGUCCUGCUUUUAGUUAAGUAUUACAGUUCUUUGGAAUAUGUCCAUCUGCUGUUGAGUGUCCUGCUUGUUCUACCCCCUGAGCCUGUGAAGGCUCAGGUUUGUGCUAAGAGCCCCAAAGAUGUAUUCAGUGCCCUGACCCAGGUAUAGCGAAUGGGGAAAUAAGUUUUCUUAUUCUGCUGGCUGAGUAGUCUGCUGCUUGAAGAGGUCAGGAAAAAGGAGGAGAAAGAAGAGAAAAAUGCACAAAGACCAGCAGGAAGACUGGGGAUAACCAUGCAGAAAGGACUGUCACAUAGAUCUGAGGGUUUGGGGUUUCUUUAUGGAGUUUUUUAGUUUUGUUAGUGGGUUUUUUGUUAAGGUUUGGCAUUUAUAAAGAAACAGUUCUCUGAUUUCAGUCCAAUUGCUUCUCUUCUCUUUUCCACUUUGACUGAAACUUUAAUUGCCUUUUCUAAUAAGUGCUAACUGACCUUUCGAAACAGCAAAAAAUACAUGCCUAUUUCUUGAAAGGUGCCUUUGUGUACCCAGUCGAGAACACUAUGUGGGAGCAUUCUGUUCUUUGGUUCUUUUGCAGAUGCCAAUGUUUAACUGCUUUACGACUCCUUAUGAUUCAUUUUGUCCAUAAGAAUUUGUAGUUCUGAAGGUGAUUUUUGACUUGAAUCUGUAUUUUGGUUGUAGCUCUUUUUGAAAGGACGUUGUCAGGUGUGUGGGCUCUAUGCUCAAGGUGCUGCCAUCAGUCAGAGCUACACGGGAGGCAUACCUUCAUGAAGCAAAGAUUUCUAGAAUAAAGAUGGUUAAGAUGUCUGAUGGGUGAAGACCUGUAUGCUUUAAUUCUCUGUGAGAUGUGGACAAAGAAACAAAACCUAUUAAUUUCAUAGACCCUGUGGAAAAUCAUUUUUUAUAAUGCUGGCUCUUGCUCUAGUUAUCAGCAGUACAUUAGGAAUAGUGUUUAGCAGUCAGUGCAAGCAAAGAUAUUUUGCCAUGAGGCACUACAAAGUUGAAGUUAUUAAAACAUUUAUAGCCUUAGAAAAAAAAAUCAAUGAUUGUCAAAUAGGAAAGGACAAAAUCAGUAGUUGGGACUGGGAGGGGAAUUGUUUUCCAUCUGCUAAAACAGUAGAGGAAAUGCAAAAAUUAAACUAGCAAAAGCAAUCCUUGACAGUGUCCUUUUAAGUUUAAGCUCCUAUAUUGGGAACUGCUGGCGGGAAGUUAAUCCAGCCAUGGACUGUUUGUCCAGAGUGUUCCCAGUGAAUAUUGUCCAGCUACACAUCUGGAUGUGUUUUACAUGAGGCUUUGUGGAGUGACAUGACUUUUCCCACCCACGCCUUCAGUUUUUGUCCUUCCUGAGAGGUUUGUACACACAGUUGAUGUCUGUUUGUGUAGUUGUUGCUUUUGUGCUCCUUGCACACCAUGGACCUGUAGUAAUCACGCCUUUCUCAUGUCUAGCCUCUCCAGUCUUGCUGUUGAAUCCCGCCUUGAGCACAUAUUUAUAUAUGUAUGUGAGGUCUUAAUCUAAUAAAUUACCUGGGAGUUUCAUUUAUCCUUCCAGACUUUUAUUUGGCUUAUCUUGUUGUUUUUGUCCAGCUCAGACAUCAGUACUGCCAUUGAAAAUGUGUUCCGCUUUCCACAUCAUCACAUCAUGUAUGUUGUGAGUCUCCAAAUUGCUAAGAUACAUGAGGAGCUCAUUUUAAGCCUCCUCUUCCUCUCCAGGACACAAGUCUUGCUGUGAGAAGGAGCAAGACCUCCUCUGGCGCAAGAAGUAGGGGAGAGGUCUCAAAAUACAAAAGAGAAGAGAUUGGAAGAGCCAGCACCAUGCUUCGGGACAAAAAGGAGGAAUUAAAGAGUGAGGAAGAAAGGAUGGAGGUAAAGGCAAGAAAGGACAAAUAUGCAAGGCAGAGAACUGUACCAGAGGAUGACUAAAGGUGUAGGUGACUUGGAGGUGAGCCAGAGGGUAGGGACGUGUUGUUAAGCUACAGUAAAGAGAUAAAGGAGAAUUGUGUGUUUAUGUCUUGGAGUGAGAAAUGUCUUCAAGCACAGGUUCCCUUACAGCUUUAUGACUCCAGACCCCUUUUCCAGAUCAUAUUCCUGCAUUUGGGGUGCUACUGUCCAAGGGAUACUUGGCAAAUGAGGGAAAGAAGGAAAUCACCUUGACCUAACUUAAUUGCUCCCCUCUAGAGAAGCUGGACAGGGAGGCCAGAGCACAGGGAGGACCGUAGUGCAGAACCCAUGUAUAACCCAGGGCAUGGACUGAAUUAAUUGCUAGCAAUGUAUGGUGACUUAAGAUGACAGAAGAAUGUGAGACUGGAUGUAGCAAGAAUCUGAAUAAGGGAGAAAUAAACAAAAUUUGCAGUGAUCCAAUGAUCUGAGCAGGUUUGGUGUUAAAGAAGAAGAGGAAAGGGCUCAGCUGCACUUCAGAGAAAUUGAGCCUGAGAUAUCCCUUGAAAGUGCCCGUGAGCCUGGGGUUAAACUCUACAAGUUGCAGCAGAGAUUUUCUGAAAUAUGACCUCCAGGCUGUAUUUGAAUUUGCACCAUCUGUGGGGGAGAGAGCACAGCCUGGUUAGUUAGAAACCUCCUUUUUCACUGUUACUAAAUUUAUGAAAUUGUGUGCUAAUUAGUGUAUGAUUUAUAAAUUUACAUAACUACAUGCUACAUAAGACAACACAGAAUAUUGAAUGAGGUGAUUUAAACCAGCAGAAGCAGUGAAGUCUGCUCUGACUGGGUGGCUUUCCUCUGGAAAGUGCCUCUUGUGAUCCAUAUCUGCCCCACUCCCUGCAUCACUUGAAGGCUUGUCUGCUCACAAUGACAAUAAAUGUUUUACAAUGUUGUGACUCCAUGUAGAUGAGAGACAACUACCCUGAGCAUCUGUGGCAUGGCUGUGCAGCAGAGCUUUCAUGGUGAUCCUUGGUGUUUGGAAGCAGAAUUCAGCUAAAAAAGAGCAAGAAACUGUCCUGGUCAGUUUUGGUGCUUGAUGACUCCACAGUUCACAGGGGGUGGAACAGCACCCCAACUGCAGCACGGGGAUGGGAAUGUGGGGCAAUUGGCUUUGUUUCCCGGCUCUGGGGUAACCACUUUUCCUCCCUCUGCAUCAGAUUCUCUUGGUGAAGUGAUCUCAGAGGGGCUGUGACUUAUAUUAGUGCCCAUAGCAGAACAUGCUGGAUGUAUCCACCAACAAUUCGUCUGUCAACUGCAAUCUGUAAGAGCAGAAGCAUAUGGGCCAGUCAUUCCCAUGGAACAGAAGCUGAAGCUCUCAGACUUUAUGUAUUUUGAGGCAUGAAGGGGUCAUUUCAGGCACUGGGGAGCUAAACUGGAGAAACUCAGAUGUCACUGACUGGUGAAGCCCUAACAUAUGUGAGGUGAGAGAUGCACAGAUGGUCCCAGCAGACAAACUAACCCAUGAGCUGCAGUGAGAGCCAUAAAUUCUUAGUUUCCUUAAUUUGGGAGUCAUCCUGAGUACGUGAAAAAUGACUUUUCACUCAUGGCAUUCAGUAACUAGUCUUGGAGUGUAAGUUCAUUCUUUCUGGUCUCCUCUCUGCAGACAAGAGGAGAGUGAAAAGCUGGAAAAAGUCAUCUUUCCUGGUUGCUUACUGGCAAUUACCUUAAAACCUUGAAGCAUGGAUUUGAUUAAAGCAGUUAUCCAAACACAGAGUGUUGAGUAUCGUGAGCAUUAAGGACAGCGUGGGAACUCUCUUCUGCUAGACCUGAUAAGGAAGGAAAGGACAAGAUGAAUUCACAGGCACAAAAGCUGGUUCUUUCUCGAGUUAGGGUUGACUGCGAAGAAGUUAAAUUCAAAUUUUAAAAUCGCCCUGUUAAAAUCUUCCAGCAUUUGAUUAUUCUUGCUACAACAAAACUGCCCUAUUUUGAGGCUGGGGUUAUCUACCUUGAAUUUCCAGCCUGCUGGACUUUGUUGUGCCUUUGGAAGCAGGAUUGCAAAGUUCCCAUGUUGUCAGACAGUACCCUAAAGGCAGUGAUAAACUCCUGGUCCAGCCUUCUGUUUGCCGAGAUGGCAUCCUUUAUGGCUUGUCCCCUAAUGUCUGCUUUCCAGCCCCUGGGUGAUUUGGGGGGCCUGUUUCUGAACUUUCUCUAUUAUUUAAGCUUCUUGAAGGGUUUGCACUAGAGCAGAAUGCCGAGUUUCAGGUGCUGUUGAUGUGAAAUGGUGACAGCGUGGCCUCAUUCUGCACAACAUUUCCAUUUUGGCACUUUCAGGAGCCUUUUUUGGAGGUGUUGGGCUCAGUACCUGGUCUGGUUGCACUUCAGAUCACGGCCCUAUUUCUUGAAGCAGAAAUUCUGUAAGUGAAACCAAGAGACCCUGCUAAAUUUAGAAGAGUUGAGGACGAAGGAAUCAUGUGAAGUAGAAAUACCAGGCAGAAAGAAAAACAUUGUAGGAUUCAAUUUGGGAUGGAGCAUGCAUGAACGUGUAGGUGCAGCACCUGUGAACUCAGACACCUUGAAAACAGUCUGACAGACACAUGGUUGAUGGGGUGGGGCAGACCCAGACAACACAAACUCUUAGAAGGGGACAAGUGAACAAAGCACGAGGCAGAAAAAAAAAGACGAGAAGACUUUUGAGCUGCAGGUGAGAAGGCGAUGACAUCUCUGAAUUGCAGAGUAAAUGGCUCCUUGUCAGUGGAGCUGGUGCCCCUCUAUUUGAACUAGUGCCUUUAGCACAGGGAUCUCAUUACCAGAGAGUUUACUGGCAGAUUGGAGAGAUUUCAGUGAGGAGUAAUAAAAAUGAUCAGGGACUGCUAGAAUUGACAUAAUGAGGAAACAAGAUGAGAAGAGUCAGAUAUUUAUAGCUUGGGUGAGAGAGACAAUUAAAAGGUGGGGUGGGAGAUGGACUGGGUGACCUGAAAGCCUUGUCUGUUUCUAAUAACUCCUUGUUGUCUGCUAUACGGAGGAUUUGAAUUUACCAAGGCUGUCAAUCUGCCUCUUAACAGCCCUAACUUCCCAUGUUGAUAAGCUCAGGUGGGUGUACUCUGGCUGUAUUGGCAAUGUCAGAAUGUCACUGGUACUGUCCUCUGUUUAAAACAGUAGUCAUCAGCCAUGUUGUGGGGAAAAAAUGACAUGAUGACAAGUAAAGGGAAAAAAAUUAGACCUUCAUAAAAUCAAAAGCCAUAGAAGACCUUGCUGAGAGCAGGGCUGAUUGGGAAGGGCUCUCUGGCUGUUCAGCUGAUGAUGCUGAGCUUUUCCUGCUGCCCACAGGGUGGCCUGUGCAGUAGGAAGGUCCCUGAGGAGGGAGCAAAUGGGAGCAUUUUUCUCUGUGAGCUGGCACCCAGCUGUGCACACAGCUGAGCAAAACCUCUGCUCUCCAGGACACACAGAUGUGCACAGGCUGUUGUCCCCAACAGCUGCUGAGCUCCCCUGACAGCUCUCGGAGCAAGUUCUGUGCCAGACAGAAACCUGCCAGUCCCACUGACGGCUGCAGCCGCCUGUGGGGUUUUGCUUCCCUUCCUGCUGCCCCAGUGCAGUGGCACCCAGCCCUGAGGGACAGGCAGCCACAGAUAUUCCUGCACCUCGGCCAGGGCCAGUGUUCAAGCAGAUUUUUAGAGCCUUAGGUUUGCUCUGGACUUGAGAGACUGCAGCAGAGCUGGAGGCAGCCGAGCUGGAGACAUCCCAGUUCCUGGCUUGCAGUCAAAUUAAAACACAGCUACCGAAAGCAACAGGGCUGUGUUUGUUUGAGGCACUUUGGGGAAAUAUCAGAGCGGUGCUUGUUGAGUCUGGUGGUGGAGUAGCCGCUCUGUUUUAAUGAUACCUGUGUGCAAAGGCCACAGCUGCUGUCAUCCUUUUCACAUUAGUCUGACUUUCACAGAACAGACAUAGCCUAGGGUGGUGGAAGGGAGAGAAAGGUGACCAAAAAAAAAAAACAUCCAUUCCAUCCAUUUUUUCACUACUUUUUCGGUCCUUCUGAGCUGCAAUACCAGUCUCUGGCUGAGCAAUAGUAAUCUUAUCCAGCGUACUGUUGAUUUAAGCCUCUUGGAUUUAUAUAACUUUGGAAAUGGUAAACUAUAUUAAUUUGCUGUGUUUUCAAGGGAAAGUUAUUUAUUGAGAGACAUUUUUAACUCAAGUGCCAGGAGCCUUAAAUCAUUAUAAUAAAUUCGUGCUAUUCAGGGUUUCUUACAUUGUAAUAAAUUUGUUUUAAACAUGAA